Molecule: messenger RNA, 1778 nt
Organism: Oryza brachyantha (malo sina)
Lineage: Eukaryota; Viridiplantae; Streptophyta; Magnoliopsida; Poales; Poaceae
Product: glucan endo-1,3-beta-glucosidase 14-like
Exons: 3
Coding region: 68-1228 (386 amino acids)
Biological process (GO): carbohydrate metabolic process
Cellular component (GO): plasma membrane
Molecular function (GO): hydrolase activity, hydrolyzing O-glycosyl compounds
Source: RefSeq, a predicted model, not a curated record
AGGCCGCGGGGUACUCGAUCGGGGUCGGAGCUUGCGUCGCGCGCCCCUUCCGUCUGCCGGUGGCCGGAUGGCGACGGCAGCAGCGAGAGCGGCGUCGCCCACCGUCGCCGCCCGCGUUGUCACGGUCGUCCCCAUCCUAGUCCUGAUCAUCGCAGGGCAAGUGCGAGUAGCGGAGGCCCUGUCCAUCGGCGUCAACUACGGGCAGAUCGCGAACAACCUCCCGUCGCCGGCGCGCGUGUCGUCGCUACUCCGGUCGCUCAAGAUCAGCAAGGUGAAGCUCUUCGACGCGGACCCGCACGUCCUGCGCGCGUUCCUCGGCACGGGCGUGGAGUUCGUGGUCGGCAUCGGCAACGAGGCCGUCCCGGCGAUGGUCAGCCCCGCGGCGGCGGAGGCGUGGCUCCAGCUGCACGUGGUCCCGCACCUCCGCGCCGGCGCGCGCAUCACCUGCAUCACCGUCGGCAACGAGGUGUUCAAGGGCAACGACACCGUCCUGCAGGCCAGCCUGCUGCCGGCGAUGCGGUCCGUGCACCAGGCGCUCGGCGCGCUCGGCCUGCAGGGGCGCGUGAACGUGACCACCGCGCACUCGCUGGACAUCAUGGGCGUGUCGUACCCGCCGUCCGCCGGCGCGUUCCACCCGUCCGCCGUGCCGCACGUGCAGCCGUUCCUGGGCUUCCUGUCGGCGACGAGGGCGCCGUUCCUGAUCAACUGCUACCCGUACUUCGCGUACAAGGACGAUCCGGCGCGCGUGCAGCUGGAGUACACGCUGUUCCAGCCCAACGCCGGCGUGGUCGACCCGCGCACGAGGCUCGUCUACGACAACAUGCUGUACGCGCAGGUGGACGCCGUGUACGCGGCCAUCCAGGCGCUGGGGCACACGGACGUCGACGUGAAGGUCUCCGAGACCGGGUGGCCGUCCCGCGGCGACCCCGACGAGGUCGGCGCGACGCCCGAGAACGCCGGCACCUACAUCGGGAACCUCCUCCGGAGGAUCGAGAUGAAGCAGGGCACGCCGCUGCGGCCGCAGGUGCCCAUCGACGUCUACGUCUUCGCGCUCUUCAACGAGAACCUCAAGCCCGGCCCGGCGUCGGAGCGGAACUACGGCCUCUUCUACCCCGACGGCACGCCGGUCUACAACGUCGGCCUCCGCGGCUACCUCCCGCCGAUGGCAUCACACGGACCACCCACUCAGGUCACCGGCCGAAGCCAACCGAAAAUCUCAUGGAGGUGAAUCAUAACUAUGAAUUGAAACAACGUUUAAGUUGAGAAUUUAGAAACUCCGACCGAAAAGGCUAGCUCCGUCCAAUGAUCCGUGCUUAUCCUUGGCUACAUAACAUGAUGCUUUCACCUGAUUGCUCUGGAAAAGAAGUUGCGUUUUCGUUGAAUGGUAGUGAGGUGGCAGUAUGACAGGUAAAGGCAGUUAUGCAUUUGGCAGGCAAGGAAUAGAAUUCUCCACCGAUUGAAGUGUCCCAUCUGCUUGCACCUAGAGCAACUCUAACAGUUUCCAUCUAACUUGCCAUCUCUGUUUUUGGUAAAUUGUAAAAAAACUGUCUUCAACAGUUUGUCAUCCGGGUUUCCAAAUUUUAGCAAUUUGCCAUAUCCUCUCGUUUGCGCGCAUAUAUGGGAGUCCGGGUUUUACUUGAGUGCAGGAAAGUACGACGCUGGGUUUCUCUCGCGCCUCAGCCUGGAAAAUUCACGGUGCGACGUUUUCCUUUUCUCUGGAGUCUCGGCGUCACCCCUCGCCGCGGUGUUGUCUUCGAUAUUCCAGAGUCGCCGCCCAG